Lasiodiplodia theobromae is the source of this 2931-nucleotide messenger RNA. RefSeq names its product DNA replication regulator. NCBI's taxonomy places the organism in Eukaryota, Fungi, Ascomycota, Dothideomycetes, Botryosphaeriales, Botryosphaeriaceae. Bases 1 to 2931 code for a protein of 976 amino acids. The transcript has 3 exons. Gene Ontology annotation, cellular component: DNA replication preinitiation complex. The record is from RefSeq and is a predicted model, not a curated record. Gene Ontology annotation, biological process: DNA replication initiation.
AUGCCAGGCUUGGACGCAACGCUGAACCGUCUGGCGCACUAUGGUCUCAUAGACCGCUCGCAACUGCCCCUCUCCUUCCUCGACGUCAUCGGUCCCUCCGGCUCCCUCCCCUCCACCCGCCUCUUCUCCGCGUACGUCGAGGCACUCGAGUGCCAUGCUCCCGAGAGCAAGAAUGCACAAGAACAGGAAGAAGAUGUGCCCGCGACGCCGAAGGUCCUGGUGACGCGGUUCGAAGCGGACAACGGGAGCUUGUAUGCUGUUGAGCGGGUACGCCGUGGCGUGUACGCGCUAUGCAGACUGGGGGCUUGGGUCAAGGAAGAGGACGUGGGCGCCGUGCCCGCGCACCCCGCCGGCCUACCCUACGCGCAGCCGCUGAAGGCGCUGAGGAAGGAGGACGGCCGGCUCUGGUGGCAGCGCGUUGCUGUGGCUUCGCCGCCGUCUACCAAUGCGUCGACAACGCCGGUUGACCGCGGGGAGGGCCACGGUGCAGCACCGCGGUUAUCCAUGCGUCGGCCUGUCCCGAAGAUCGUGCAUGCCGCGCCGAAGAGACUGGAGGACGCGGACCCGUUUGUGGAUUCGGCGGAACAGGCUGGCCAGCUUCCUGUUGGGGAUGUGGAGGAGCGGCCGCAGACCGCGGAAGAGGUCUUUCAGACGGUCGUGCAGCAGUAUCUUGAGGCGCUGUAUCUUACGAAGACUUCGCUGGCUUUCUUCGUCAAAGGACCGAUGUCGAGGGCUAGAGCUGCGUUCAUGUCGAAGGAGAAUGCUGGUUUGAAGAUGGGGGAUCUGGCUGCUUUCAUGCGGUCGAUAUUGCUACAGCCAGGACCUAUGGACAAGAAGCACAGGGAGAAGCUGCCGGAGAUCGUCAAGUCCAUGCCCUUACCGGGUUUAUCUGACGAUGAAGACAUGGCUGCGGCGAAGAUGGAGAAGAAGAAAAAGAGCAAGAGCAAGAGCAAGAAGUUAAAGCCCAACAAGGAAGGACUUUAUCCUGGAGAGGAUGAGCAUGUCAAGAAAUGGUGGUUACAGGAUCGCCCUGGUACCUCGCCCCACGGUCACAGCGAGUCUCCCGCAGAUAUUUUGAAGCGGCGGUUAGGCGAUCUGCGUGUCCGAGAGUCGAUGGCUCAAGUCAUCCUUGUUUUGGAGAUCAUGGCCCUUGAAGCAUCACCUUCUUUCCAGGCAACAGAACAGGAAGAGACACAGCAAGAUGAAACACAAGCAGAGUCACAAGCAGCACCUGUCAAGAAACGUAAGCCUAAGAAGCCGCAAGACCUCAAUGUGCUUCUUGAUCUGCUUCUCGAUAGAUUGUGUAUCUGGCAGUCCGUUGAGCAAGAUGAGACGCUUGUAAAAGCUCCUCAACCUGGCAGUGGGAAGAACGAUGUUCUCACGCCAAGUUCGGACAAGUCGGGAACUUCAGACAAGCUCAAGAAUUUUUGUGUAGAAGUCAUUCUGCCCUUCUACAUGAGCCGGAUGCCAGAGAAGGCCGCUGCGAUCAACAAAAGACUCGGCGGACCUAGUGCAUCCCCUGCAAAAUCAUCCAAUUCUGGAUCAAGCACCAACCGCAGUAAACCUGGAGAAGCCGCUGUUCGUACAGACCCACGGGCUGCGCAGAAGAAGCGACGUCCUCUCUCCCGCGUCGCUACAGAAAACGCAGCACACCAGCCGCAACGACAUCCCUCUCUCACGCGAUCUUCAACCGACCCGCUUCUACCUGCGAAUCUAAAGCGCGAAGGCAGCGAAGCACCGUCUCUAUCCUCGAUCCCGCUUCAGCAGAAAGACUCCAAGACUUCAUCCAGUCGCAACUCCCUCUCCCAGUUCGAACGCUUCUCCCGCCGCACCAUCGACCUGGACGCCAUGGCCAAGAGCAACGAGGCGAAGCUCAAGAAGAAAGCACACAUCGAGCAGGAGCUAGAGAAGGCCAUCGGCACCCUACGCAAGCCCAACCGCGGCGCUGCGCUCAAGGACGUCGCCGACUCGGCCGACUCUCGUCGUCAGUUGUCAACUGCACAGUCGUCGCGUAGCAGCACCAAGCCCGGUGCGCCAGUAACACGCAAAGUGGGAGGCGGCAGCAACAUCCUCGUGGGAGCAACGCCUAAGCGUGGCAGGAAGACGAAGGACGUCAUUCUCCAGGCGACGCCGAAUCAUAACAGGUUCUCUUCUACAUUGGCGGCACCCGCCAUCGCUGCGGCGCGCAACAUGGACGAGGACGAGGAUGCCGACGCUAGUCUACCGUUGGCUUCCGACCCCAUCAUCCCGUCGUCGGCGGUGCGGCCGGGUCCCGUUGAUGUCAUCGCUCCCACUAGCUACUCAACAAUACCCGGGUCGGUCGUCAAGAACGCGUCGUCUUCUUCUGCCAGCGCGCGAAGAAGCGGCGGCGUCGAGGAAACGCCAUCACGCGGCCCGGCGGGGAAGACGGUGCAUUGGUUCCUCCCAUCGGGUAGCGCGGAUAGAGGAGCUGAAGCUAGUGUCAUUGCGUCGACGCCGGAGGCGAAGGCGGGCGGAAUGUCGAGACUGGGGGACCGGUUGAAGGCUUCGGCGGGUGGAAGGAGUGGGGGCGAUGGCCUGUUGAAGGUGCCGCCACCGCCGCCGGCGUUCAGGAUGCCAGGCGCGCCGGUGUCUAGGAGGGGUGCCAAUCUGGCGGGAGAGGAGGAGAGUGAGGGGAGUGAGGAUGAGUACAGAGGCGUGGCCGCGUUGAUGCGGACGCCGACGAAAGCCGGGCGCGGACAGGUGCUCGAAACGCCGGUGAAGAGGGCCGUGGCGGUGGGUGAGACGCCGGUGAAGGGCGCGGUGGGCGAGAGGGAAGGGGGCCGGGAGAGUAAGGGGAAGGAGAAGGAGGUUGAGGGAGGUGGCAUGGAGCGGAUUGAGGAGGAAGAGGGUGCGGAAGAAUCGAUAUACAACGUUUUGGGAUGGGAUGAUGUCGAUGAGCUGGCGUUUUAG